Molecule: messenger RNA, 1527 nt
Organism: Triticum turgidum subsp. durum (durum wheat)
Lineage: Eukaryota; Viridiplantae; Streptophyta; Magnoliopsida; Poales; Poaceae
Source: the annotation of a GenBank genome assembly
AUGGAGCUAAGCGCAGCCACCCUCCUGGUCCUAUCCUUCGUCUCACUGAUGAUUCUCGUGUCUUUGCUUAGCCGCAAAACCACAGCAAGUUCCAAGGGGAGGAAGCCCCCCGGCCCACGGUGCCUCCCCUUCAUCGGAAGCCUCCUCCACCUCCUGACAGCGACGCCCCAGAUCGCUCUCCGGGACCUGGCCAAGAAACACGGCCCAGUGAUGUACCUGCGGUUGGGCCAGGUGGACGCCGUGGUGAUCUCCUCGCCGGCAGCCGCACAGGUGGUGCUCCGGGAUAGCUCCCUCACCUUCGCGUCAAGGCCGAAACUUCUGGCCGCGGAGAUCGUGGGCUACGGGAGCGUCGACAUAGCCUUCGCGCCAUACGGCGCGUACUGGAGGACCCUGCGCAAGCUCUGCAUGGUGGAGCUCCUGAGCGCGCGAAAGGUGAGGCAGUUUGCGCCCAUCAGGAACAGCGUGAGCAUGUCCCUCGUUAGGGAUGUCCGCGCCGCCGCCGGCGAGCCCGUCAAUCUCGGGAAGCUGCUCAUGUCGUGCACGAACACGAUUACUGCAAAGGCGACGUUCGGCGACGAGUUCGACGCCGAGCUCCAAGAGCGGUUCCUGGCUGGGAUGGAUGUGCUGCUCAAGAUAGUUGGGGCAUUCUCCUUCGGGGACCUCUUCCCUUCGCUGUGGUUCCUGGACGUCGUCACUGGGCUGAGGCGCUCGGUCUGGCGAGCGCGCCGGCAGUUCGACGCCAUCUUUGACAAGAUCAUCGCCAGCUGCGAGGCGCGACGGGCGGAGAAAAAGAAUGCCACAGCCGGAGACGAUGACCUUCUGGGCGUCAUGCUUAGGAUUAAGGAUGAGGCGCAGCAUGAGUUCCCCAUCGGCAUCACAAACAUCAAGGCAAUUAUAGUGGACUUGUUCACGGCAGGCACGGAGACGACGUCGUCACUCCUUGAGUGGAUCAUGUCAGAGCUCAUAAGGAACCCAGAGGUGAUGGCAAAGGUUCAGGAGGAGGUGCGACAAACAUUGGACAACAAGAGUCCUGGAGACCAUGAAGUCCACAUGGACAAGCUGCGCUACAUGAAGAUGGUGAUCAAGGAGGGUUUGAGGUUGUACCCGGCCGCACCGCUCUUGCUCCCCCGUGUCUGCAGCAAGACUUGCGAUGUUGGUGGGUUUGAGAUCACAGAGGGCUCCAGGGUCAUGGUCAAUGCAUGGGCGAUAGCGAGGAACCCCGAGUAUUGGCAUGACGCAGACGAGUUCAAGCCGGAGAGGUUCGAAGACAUUAUCGUGGAUUAUAACGGCACACAGUUUGAGUACUUACCGUUCGGGAGCGGGCGAAGAAUGUGCCCUGGCAAUACCUUUGGGUUGGCCACGUUGGAGCUCAUCCUGGCUCGGCUUCUGUACUUCUUCGAUUGGAGCCUACCGGGCGGAAUGCGUCCGGAUGAACUUGACAUCGACAUGAUCGUCGGCACAACACUGAGAAGAAAGAACCAGCUUCACCUAGUAGCAACACCGUACAAUGUUCCCAUGGAACUUUGA